This is a messenger RNA of Zasmidium cellare ATCC 36951, 576 nucleotides long. RefSeq lists its product as uncharacterized. Lineage: Eukaryota; Fungi; Ascomycota; Dothideomycetes; Mycosphaerellales; Mycosphaerellaceae. The record is from RefSeq and is a predicted model, not a curated record. The transcript has 4 exons. Bases 1 to 576 code for a protein of 191 amino acids.
AUGUUCUCCCGCGCCAUCGCCAUCGUCUCCCUCCUCUCCUUCUCCCUCCAAUCCGUCACCGCAACAUGUCUCCUCGACAACAACGCGCAGAAAGUCGCUCAGAACUACGCUACGCUCUUUAGCAACUACUCGCCUCAGUUCGCCGAUCAGGUCCUCACCAAAGACGUGAUCGACCAGUCCGACAGCGUCAACUGGCUCAUCACUAACGGCACCAACGCCUGCUCACCGCUGCUGGGCGCCACUACCUUCAACGGCCGUGAGGCUUUCAAAGCUGGCCAGUCCACCCAGCCCAACAUGCCCUUCACCAUCCUGAACGUCUAUCACGACUGCACCAACGUCUUCGUCCGCUGGAACUUUGACGUCAAGCCCCAACAAGUCCAGGGAAUCUCCGUGCUCGGCACGAAGCUCAACACCGACCUCACCAAGCUCCUCACGCAGCCCUACCUCAUCAAGACCGUCUACGCCGAGUUCAACGUCGGCGCCUUCAUCGUCAAUCUGGGCUACUACCAGGGAACCAAGCCAUCGACUUGCAAGAGGGACGUGUUGGGGGUCGAGGCGGUGCCAUUCACCGCAUAG